Molecule: messenger RNA, 561 nt
Organism: Mesorhabditis spiculigera
Lineage: Eukaryota; Metazoa; Nematoda; Chromadorea; Rhabditida; Rhabditidae
Source: the annotation of a GenBank genome assembly
AUGGCAAUGCCCGUCACGAGCUGCUCCUCGUUUUUGACGGCCAAAGACAAGCUGCCCGGCGCUUUUCAGACCAUCGGGCUUGACCCCCACAAAUCAGAAGGCCACGACGUACUUCUUGUGCGCCACGCUGAGUCGAUCGCUGAGGUGUUCCCCGACUGGGUGCGCCGUACCAAGAUCGACGAGCGCUUCUACCGGCCCACCGACUUGAACGUGCCUUACGAGUUGCCGCGUAGACCCGAAAUGCGUCUCGCCUACGAGAACGAUCCGCCGGCUAGCGAGGUUCAAUUACCAAUCAUCUUCGUGACUGACCCGGUGGGCUUCUACGCGAUGCAGCACCACGGGCGCGGGCUGAUCUGUUCCUACAAGCAACCCUACGAAGCGUUCCUGAAGGAGGCGACAGCCGCCAGUCCUCCGUCGGCGGCCAUGUCGUUCCGCGUGGAGAAACCGGGAAAGAUGCCAUUCUUCGAGUAUGAUGAGCUGGUUUCGCCACUCACCUACCUUGGUGGCUCUAGCCAGCCGGAACUCGACAGUGGCAUCGACUGGCAUCCCUCGCAUCGCUUC